Thyridium curvatum is the source of this 1053-nucleotide messenger RNA. RefSeq lists its product as uncharacterized. The record is from RefSeq and is a predicted model, not a curated record. The coding region runs from base 1 to 1053 and encodes 350 amino acids. The transcript has a single exon. NCBI's taxonomy places the organism in Eukaryota, Fungi, Ascomycota, Sordariomycetes, Thyridiales, Thyridiaceae. Gene Ontology annotation, molecular function: NADPH dehydrogenase activity; FMN binding.
AUGGCACCAUUGACUCGCUUCAGAGCCGAUGAGGAUCAUGUACAAUUGCCGAAAUCUCUCGUUUACUACACCCAAAGAGCCAGCACGCCGGGCACGCUCAUCAUUGCCGAAGCAACCUACCCCUCACCGAAACAUACUGGCGGAGAACACUCGCCAGGUCUUUGGUCCCAAGCGCAGAUUGAAGCAUGGCGAAAAGUUACUGAGGCCAUUCACGCCAAAGGUAGUUUCAUCUACUGCCAACUGUGUGCUCCUGGGCGGGCUGGCUCCAAGAACGGAUACUCUCCAUACAGCCCCAGUCCCAUCCCCAUGACCCCGGGAGGCCCGGUCCCUCAAGAGAUGUCGGAGGACGACAUUAUUGAGUGCAUCCAGGCCUUCAAAGUCGCGGCUGAGAAUGCAAUUGCCGCCGGUUUCGAUGGCAUUGAGUUGCAUGGAGCGAACGGCUAUCUGAUCGACCAGUUCACCCAAGAUAUUUGCAAUGUCACGACUGACAAGUGGGGUGGCUCCGUUGAGAACCGUGCUCGGUUCCUUCUUGAGAUCACCAAAGCAUGCGUGGACACUAUCGGAAGCGACAGGGUGGCUGUAAGGCUGAGCCCGUGGUCAACCUUUCAGGGCAUGAAGAUGGAUACGGCGCUUGCGACUGAACAGUUCUCGUACGUUAUUCAAAAGCUCAAAGAUAUUCAACUGUCCUAUCUCCACCUUAUCGAAUCUCGAGUGAUCAACAGCAUCGACACCGAAAAGGUUGAGGGACUAGAGUUUGCAUUUGAUAUCUGGAAGAAUCAGUCACCAGUCGUUGUUGCGGGUGGGUUCGACAGAGACUCUGCUAUGAAGGCAGUGGAUCACGAGUACAAGGAAACGAACACUCUGGUGGCAUUUGGGCGGUUCUUUGUGUCGACACCUGAUCUCGUCUUCCGAAUUCUCCACGGACUCGAGCCCAACCCUUACGAUCGGUCAACGUUCUACACGCCAGUCCAAAGCAAAGGUUACAUCGACUAUCCUUUCAGUGAAGAAUAUCUGAAAAGUGAGGAGUAUCGGGCCACAAGCAUGCUUAACUAA